Symsagittifera roscoffensis is the source of this 1683-nucleotide messenger RNA. RefSeq lists its product as uncharacterized. The record is from RefSeq and is a predicted model, not a curated record. The coding region runs from base 188 to 1546 and encodes 452 amino acids. NCBI's taxonomy places the organism in Eukaryota, Metazoa, Xenacoelomorpha, Acoela, Convolutidae. The transcript is spliced from 6 exons. Gene Ontology annotation, molecular function: ATP binding; ATP hydrolysis activity.
AAUAACACAACAUUGAGAUUCUGUAGUAUUGAAAAACAUGAAUAUUUGAGCUCUUGAUUGAUUGAAAGUAGUUUCAGCUGCAAAUGCAAGAUAUAUUGAACAAAUACGAUUCUACUCAGACAAAUACGAUUCUAUUCAGAGUCAGAUAAAAGUUUUCUUAAAAAUCUAGCAAAUCUUUCGUUCUAAAAUGUCUCACGCUGUUGAAAUGUUAUCUCCCCCGAUUACAAUUUUGAGGAAGGAUCCUCUUCAAAUAGCAAUUGAGGAGAUCAGAGCUUCAAGACUGGAGGAAAAGGGAGGCAGAACGAGUGAGGAAAGAAUCCAAAGUAACGCUCGAAAUGGGGAAGAUGAGUUGAACUACUUAGCGGCCGUGUAUCAUUACGAGAGGGCGAUCAAUUUCAUCUCAAUGUCACUCCCCAAAAUCCAACUAGUUGACAACAGAAUUAAACUGGAUAAGAAACUGCGAGAAUUGAACAAGAAAAUAACAGUGCUGACAGCCCAACAUGAUGAGAGAGAAAGAAAAAGGUUUGAGGCACGAAUGAAGGAAGAAGCGAAGACAAAGUAUUCUGUAAUCGGACCGGUGGAUUCUCUGGACACGGAGACUCGUGCCUUCUUCAAAUCAACAAUCGAAGAAAAAACGUUUCCUUUCGACCCUGAGCUAGUUCAGCUAUUUCUGACUCCGUAUAUGGAAGAAUCUAAACGAGGGAUUUACGACGACGGAGAUGAAAGUGAAGACGAAACUGAUGACGCCACUGGAGAGAAGAUGAACAAAUCAGAGAGGAAACGUGAUAAGAUUUUCGAUCCGGUUCUCAUCUACGGACCAAAACAAGUAGGCAAGAGUCACUUGGUGAAGACAGUGUUGCCAUUUGAGCUGCCUGGAGUGACAUUUGUGAGCGUGUCUGCAGAGGAUCUUUCCAUAUAUGGCCCCAUUCUGUUCAAGUAUGCCUUCUCCUUCGCCAGACAACACAUGCCCGCAGCAGUCGUACUGGAAGACAUGCAUCAUCAGGUGUAUGAAGGCGACGACAACGCAAAUAACGAAAUCCACGAGACGAUGCGAGCUUUCAUUCUGAACAGCACAGAUAUCCAAAUCAUAGGAAUAUGCAGCAGUCCCUGGUCACUUGGAUCAGAACAGCUCCAAAUAUUCCCCCGGAAGAAAAUGCUGGAGUACCCUACUGUCGAGCAGACCAAAAUGUUUCUGGAAAAACGAUUCCAGAAAAUGUCGCACAGCCUUUCGUCGAACGCAUUUGACCUGCUGACUCAAGAAAUCGACAUGUUAGACUGGGGCGCAAAGGAGCACCUCCAGUUUAUUGACAGCUGCCACACAAAGUGUGAAGAGCUCGAGUUAGAGUGUGAACAGGUGAAACAAGAUCACGCCCAGGCGACUGAGGAGGAAAUAGAAAGUAUGCUCCGACCUCAUUUGUUCACACUCGGAAUUGCUAAGUCCAUCAUGAAAACUGUGCAAGAAAACAGGGGCGAAAUUGAAGAUAGAUUCAAAAUCCUCAAAAAGUUCAAUGAUUUCGCAAAACAAUACCCCGAUGAAGUUAUUUAGCGACACAAAUUCCGGAACUCGCGUAACUCUGAUUUUGAAACUGCCCAAAAUAUACAUUCAAAAAAAUUGUUAGCAUAUAGUUUUGAUUGAUCAAAAAUAAUAAUGUUAAAACUUAAUUCUACAGAUUCAAACAGUCA